Dermacentor silvarum is the source of this 5970-nucleotide messenger RNA. Its product is annotated as nucleolar protein dao-5. Bases 310 to 3165 code for a protein of 951 amino acids. The record is from RefSeq and is a predicted model, not a curated record. The transcript is spliced from 11 exons. Lineage: Eukaryota; Metazoa; Arthropoda; Arachnida; Ixodida; Ixodidae.
GCCAGCAGGAGCGCGCACGUAACACGUUGCGCUGUGCACGGAAGUGGCCUGCAAGAGCGUGUGCGGAAGGUGGCCGCUGUUUGUGUUCUGGGGCGUCGAGGAGGUUUCUUCAUGGCGUUGGAUUCAAAAGUGGAUUAAGUGGCCGAAAGCGUUUCCGAAACACAGGGCCGCUGGCGGACGUUUCUUCGACCACCGGAUUUAUCGUCUCGCAAAAGAGUGUUCCCUGGUCUUUCAAGCGCGGUGCCCCAACCUAUGAGGAUUUGCGCCUGAGGGCCAAAAUCGGAGGAGGAAGCCAGCAGCAGCAGCAGGAUGCCUCGCAGGACCGCGCGAACCGCCGCCGCAAAGCAGGACGCCGAGGCGCCGGCAGCCGAGGACGGCAAGUCGGACGAGACCCCCGCCGCUACGGAAGGGGCCCCACGGCGAUCUAGCCGACGUGCGGCUGCACGGCCGGCCGAAUAUGUAGCCACCGGAGGGCGCACACGUCGCAGCUCCACGGCUGCCCAGACGGCAGCGUCUACGGCAGAGGGCCACCGGAGCUCACCAGUUGAGUCGCCUGCCACACGUGUCAAGAGUGCCCGCCGUACGUCGGGGCCGGUGAACUACGAGGAGAGUGAUGGCGCGGAGGGUGAGGAAGAGGACGAGUACCGCGCGGAGGAGGAGAGCGAGAACGAGUCCAACUCUGGGGACGGCACCCGUAAGCAGCGCUCUGGUGGCGGCCGCGGAGCAGCAGCAGGAGGACGGGGCGCGGGACGGCCGGCACGGGGCCAGGCUGCACCUGCCUCGGGCCGCAGGGGUCGGCGGGCUGCCAAGAAGGACGAAGACGAGGAGGAGGAGGAGGAAGAAGUGACGCCACGGCGGAGAGGCCGCAAGCCGGCAGCCGAGCUGCGCAAGGCACCCGCCGCCGAGGAGCGCCCCAAGCGCAGCGCCCGGAGCACACGGGGCAGCCGUGCCUCGGCAACGGCCGCCGAGGAGGAGGAGGAAGAAGAGGAGGAGAAGACGCCUGCCCCCAGCAGACGGAGGGGGGCCAAGCGGGGUGCCCAGCAGUCUGAGCCGGAGUCCAAACGGCGCAAGACCCAGAAGGGAGCCGACAAGAAGGAAGAUGAGGAGGAGGAUGAGGAGGGGGAGCAGGAGGAAGAGCCUAUGGAGACAGCUGAAGAGGAGAAGGCUGAAAAGAAGCCAGCCUCUGAGGCAGAGAAGGAAGAAGACGGAGCUGCUGAGCCAAUGGAGCAAGGCGAGGAGGCGGAGGAGUCGGAUAAAAAGGAGGCCAAGCCACCUGCUGCCGUGGCGACCAAGUCGCAGGAUGGCGCAAAGCCGACAGAAAAAGAAAAGGAAACUGCAUCCAGCAGUCCUGAAAAGAAGAGCUCUGACAAAGCCGCCGCUGAGGCACGUAGCCCCGAAAAGGCAGUGUCUGAAAAGCCAUCUCCCGAGAAACAGAGUCCAGAAAAACCAGUCACGGAAAAGCCAAGCGUUGAAAAGGCAAGUCCAGAAAAGGUCACCUCUGUAAAGCCGAGUCCUGAAAAGGUGAGCGCCGAAAAGCCGACUCAGCCAAGUCCGGGAAAGCCAGCUGUGGAGAAGGCGAGUCCCGAGAAGGCAAGCACCGAAAAGCCUGCGGCUGCAGUGCCCAGUCCCGUAAAGCCAAGCCCUGAAAAGCCUGCGGCUGCAGUGCCCGAUCCCGCAAAGCCAAGCGUUGAAAAGCCGAGUGCUGAAAGGCCAAGCGUUGAAAAACCAAGUUCCGAGAAGCCAAGUGCUGCAAAGCCUAGCACCGAGAGAUCAAGUGGCGAGAGACCAAGUGCUGAGAAACCAAGCCCCGAGAAGGCAAGCGUCCAAAAGUCAACUCCAGAAAAGUCUGGCCCCGAGAACCUGAGCCCCGUAAAGGCAGCGACCCCUGUGAAGCCAGAUGCCGAGAAGCCGAGCCCCGUCAGGUCGGUGCCCGACAGGGCCCCUCUUCCAAAACCGAGUCCUGAAAAGCCGAGCUUCGAGAAACCCAGCCCCGAAAAGCAGCCGAGCAACGAGAACAAGCCGAGCGCCACAAAUUUGAGCAACGUCAGUGCGGCAGGUCCCGAGAAGGCGGCCCCUGCAAGGCUGGCAUCCAGCCCGGAGAAACCAAGUAGUGCGCCAGUGAGAAGUUCGGACGUAACGAUGACACCCGUGGACGCAGCGAAGCCUGCCGUGGUGGCCCCUUCGCCGUCCGUGACGGCUCCUCCACCCCAGACUCCUCCUGCGCCAAAGCCAACGCAUCCUCUCCCCCCGGUUCCUGCACCGGCCGUCGCAAUGCCCACAUUGGGACUAGCUGUGCCUAGAGAGAACGGGGAUGUGGGAUCGCAGCGCGGGGUGUUUUCGGUGUCUUGGCUGGACCUAAUGGUGGAGCCAAAUGUGGAGCGCGCCCUGCGUGCAGCGCAGGACGUGGACGUCCUAGCCUUGCAGGGAGUGGAAGCAGUCCACUGGGGACCCUUGGUGGCCCAGCUGCCCGAGGGAUGUGAGCUGCUGCGGGGCACCGGGCUGGCGCUGGUGGUGCGGCGGUCGGCAUUCCGAGUGCUCGGCCACAGCAGCCACACCUUGCAGAGUCUGGUCGCCAAGGAUCUGGAGUCCCUGGAUGAAGCAGACCGGGAAGCAGUCCAGAACCAUUUGAGGCUGACGCCCGAUGGCCACCUGCUCACGGUACGCCUGCAACCGCUGCUUAGUGGCCAGUCACCGGUGGGCGACCAGCGACAACUUGUGGUGGCCAACGCGGCACUCAGCCCUGCAUCUCCGAGCAUAAAUGCACUGCAGGUGUGCUGUGUGGCACGCGAGCUGUGUCGUGAGGUGGGUGGAGGCACCCCGGCCGGUCGUAUGCUGGUAGGGCGACUGCAGCUGAUGGCUGGCAGUCCAGCAUACCAGCUCCUGCGGGACGGCUACCUGGACGACGACAUGAUUGAGGAGCUGCAACGGCACCGCAAUGUGGCCUUGCCCGGACGCGAGAAUGCUGCCCUUGUGAACCUGCUGUGGAAAGCCUUCCAGCACCCGUCCUCGAGUUUACGCAGCUGCUAUGCUGCCAAGGCGGAGGAAGGCGUUCCUGCCCAAUGCCCCGCCAACUCGCCGGCCUGGUUCAGCUCGGAGAACCUGCGGCUGCAGCAGCCCCUCACCGAGGGCAGUCACCUUGCCCGGCUGGCCUUCUGCAGCCCAUGAACAGCACAGGGGAAGAGACCCCCCCACAUUUCUCUUCUUUUUUUUUAAUCUCCCUAGCGUCAUCCGUGGUUGGACUAUUUCUUGUAGAGAUGGUGGUGCCCCUCUUUCAAGCCCCUUCCUCCUCUGGACUCUCACUCCUCCUCCUCAUCUGCAGCAGCACAUGCUCUUCUUCUUCCCCUCGCUCUUUGCCUCUAAAGCGCAGUUAACCCACCCCCACUUUUGUUGCGACCCCACAGUCUUCUACACUGCGGCAGGUUGGCAUCUCGUUUUCGUCUGUUUGUCGUUGCCAAGGGUCGUCACUGCUUUGGUGCUUGGAAGGCCACAUGUCUAGGCACUGCUCUUCAGCCAUCUUUAAAGACCGACCACAAGAGUGCGGUGCUGCUCUAUCCUUGGAAGCUGUUAAUUCAAAGCAUGAAAUGCGGACUCGUGACUGAGAGGGUGAAGGGGCUAUCUGUUUACUCGAGCAGCGGGGCUCUGCGCGUGUAGGAUGUGCAGAUGGAUGAAUCCUGUCCUUGCAAUUGCCUGCUUUUGGCACAGUUAAGAGUCACUUGGAGCCUGUGGUUCUGGUAGACCAGCCUAACUGUACGGCUUUGCCAGUGAUAGUGGACGUGUCUGUCUCGGAGAGUGGCUUUUUAAGUUAACCACGUAACCGCAUCAACAACUGAUGCAUUGUGAAGGCAAAAACACAUUUUGAAAUGCAGAGAUCAUAAGCUGGUAGCAGCACGUGCUUGUCGGGCACCUCUAUAGCAUAAAUGGUGCAUGGGAAAGAUUUGCCACACUCGGCCCGUUGGCAACGUCUGAACAGGGGAACCGAAUCCUACCAGUGGUGGAAGCUUUUCUAGGUGAUGUAGCGCAUUAGCUGCUUGCUCGAGACGGAGCAGACUUGGAAUGAUGAUGUGGAAGGCGGCAGCCUGGCUCCACUCGUGCAAUAGCGUGGAGCAUCUUGUGUCCGCCAUGCGGGCAGGGUGGCGACGUCGGCCUAGAGAGACUCGCGGGCACCAGGCUAAAGUCCAUGAGAGGCUGUGCUUUGAUUUUGUGAAGCGUCGACCCAGAUAGUGGCUGUGGGUCCGAACCUUGGGCUCACUUAUUGUUAUGCCCGUCAGGCCGGGCUCGCGGGGAGGUGUUCCAGCCGUCUCCACAAUUUUUUCUGUUUACGUUGUGUGUUUUCUUUUUUGUUAGCGAAACACCUUUGUGCACGUUGCUGAUUUCCAUAUUCACCAUGUUACUUUUUUUUGUCUUCUCAUGUUGCAGGCCUGAUUCUUCAUUGCUUUGAGUGAAGUGCUCACUAUUACCAAUGCAUUUUUUUCUAGAUGAUGUGUUACAUGAACCUUCCUUUGUAUGAUGCUCGUUUCUUGGCACUUUGGAUCAUUUUCUUCUGGCUUGCAUAUUUUAAUGUAGCUGUUGUUCACUUCAGCUUUCAAGCGUUGUUUAUUAUUAUUUUGUGGUUUCCUCUGUGAAUGUGGGGCGUGCAAAGGAAUCAAUCAAAAUUCGCAGUUGUUUGUUUAGACUUUGCAUCAGUACUUCUAGUCGAGCCAUCGCCGGUUGCGUCAUUGCCUUCGUUCAUUAAGGUAGGCAGGGGCGCAGUGAUUCAUGGAAUUGCAUUUCAAAGGGAUUUUGCGCUUGGGCUUUUGAAUUGUUGGGGUAAUCAUGGUUUUGUUAAAUUUCAUUCUCAUGUCUGAGGUUUGUCGCACACAAUUCACGAAAAAUAAUUGUGCUUAAUAAUUGUUCUCGGCCAGUGUCCUGCCAUGCGAAGGAUACCUGUGCAAAAUUAUGCUUGAAACAAGGAGUUUUUGUGAAUGGGAAAAGAGAGAAAAGCAUUCACAUGGCUGCACUUGGCAGUGAUUUUAGUUAGGGCAUGCAAUUUAAUUGUGAGUGCAGUGUCUUGUCAUGUGCUGUUUUCGUUUGAAUAGUGUACGCAUCAUUCAUUGUUUGCACGUGAGGAGAGCUGCAAAUGGCUGUAAAGGCGUGAUGGUUUGACAAUGUCCCUGAUGCUGUCUUAAAAGGUUUGAGCAAAUAGCUGCAAUUGACGUAGAUACUAUUUAUGUAAAAGCUUUUCACUGGGCAGUUUUUCAUUUCUUCUUCCUUAUUUUUGUACUGAUUGUAUGCAAAGUUUUAUUAGAAGUACAACGUUGAGUUUCAUAAGCAGCGUGUAUCUGUCAAAAAAAAAAGUAUGGUGCGUGCUGCUGAUAACUUUUUUAGGCAAGCCAUGCGGCAGAUUUUAUGCUUUGUUUUCGUAAAGUACAAACCUGGCACCUACUACGCGCAUUAUGUCACGAAUGACUCGACCAUCCGAAAAUUUCAUCUUUUACGGUGUGUGUGUGUGUGUGUGGUGUGUGCGUGUGGCGUGCGUGUUCCAUGCUCCUGGGAACCAGUAGUCCUCACGGUGACGUGUUUUUAAAAGAGAGGGCAAAUUGUGGCCUGCCUCCUUCCUCCCCGAUCACUGCAUCCAUUCAGUUUUGUGGCUACCGACCCCCCCAACCUAUCUGGCUCCGAGGUGUGCGCAGUGGUUUGCGUCGACCCUUCCUCGAGCUGUGCUUUACUUCGAAAAGAAUCGUCGCAUCAACUUGACAUCACUGAGCCGCGCUUCUGCCCUAAAGGACGAAACGUCCUCUGGGGUAGUGCCGCGGGUGUGUGGCGGAUUGCAUCGCCUCCCCGGUGUUUUUGCACUUGGUGCAGCCUCCAGGUGCAACGGCUAGGUGCAACCCUGGCACUUCUCGGCCACCUGCGUGGCAUUGACCUUCCACCUUUUUCCUUUGUGUGUACCGCCUGCUGUACGGAAAUAAAUGUGGCAGUUGUAUACAAACA